Messenger RNA from Prorocentrum cordatum, 3876 nucleotides. Lineage: Eukaryota; Dinophyceae; Prorocentrales; Prorocentraceae. The record is from the annotation of a GenBank genome assembly.
GUCCCCAUGCAGGCGUCGGUCUUCCAGGACCGCGCCAGCGGCCUGGUGAUUGAGGUGCAGCCCACCACCACCGUCGCUUGCGAGCUGGGUCAGGCCAUGUACGUCCCAGGGCCCACCGCCGAGCACGGCAUGGCGCUGGAGGUCGUGGCCGCGCGCACGGAGCGGGUCGAGGCCAGGCAGGUGCCGAGGAAGGUGGCGGAGAUCCCGCAGAUCGCAGAGGAGAUCAUCCAGGAGAUCCCGGAGGUGCAGACCGUGGAGAUCAUCCAGGAGGUACCCCAGGCGAUCCUGGAGAUAGUGGAGCAGGUCGUGGAGCAGAUCGUGGAGGUGCCGAAGAUCACCGCGCAAGAGUGCGUGCAGAACCUCUCGGUGCGGCAGAUCGCGGACGUGCCCGUCCCGCAGGUUAUUGAGGAGAUCGCCCAUGUGCCCACCGUCGUGGACCAGCACCGCCAUCACCUCCGCGAGGUCGAGGUCCACCUGGACGUCCAGGCCCCCAUGCAGCAGGAGGAGAUCGUGCACGUGCCCAAGGUCGUGCCGCAGAAACGCCUCCUCCAGCAGCCGGUCGAGAUCAUCACGGAGGUGCCUCUCGUGACGGUGGAGGAGGGGAUCGACCAAGUCCCGAGUGUGAUCCAGCAGCCGCGCAUCGUGCACGUCGAAGUGGAACAGAUCGUGGACAUCCACGUGCCGCGUCACCAGGAGGAAAUCAUCCACGUGCCGAAGAUCAUCCAGCAGGAGAGGGGUCUGCCGCAGAACGUCGAUAAAGUCGCGGAGGGGCCUGUCCUGUGCACGCAGGAGGAGCUCGUCCACGUGCCCAAGAUCCUGCAGCAGUCCCGCCACCGCUACAUCGACGGCGAGCAGAGUGUGGACAUCCAGGUGCCCCACGAGCGGGAGGAGAUCAGCCACGUGCCCAAGGUCAUCCCCCAGGAGCGCGUCAACCACCAGCACGUGGAGACCGUCGUGGAGGUGCCCCUCCACAUGACCCAUGAGGAAGUCGUCGUCCAGGUGCCCGCCGUUGUGCACCACACGCGCCACCACCACGUGGAGGUGGAACAGGUCGUCGACGUCCACGUCCCGCACGAGCGCGAGGAGAUCGCGCACGUCCCGAAGGUGCUCCAGCAGGAGAGAAUCCAGAAUCGGAGCGUGGAGCAGGUGGUGGAGGUGCCCGUACCCGUGACCCAGGAGGAGUUCAUCCAGGUGCCGGUCACCGAUAACAUCGCGGACACCGUCGCGUGUGCAGACCGUCGGACCGUCGAGGUGAUCGAGCCGAAGAUUGUCCAGAGGCUUGUGCAACGAAAGACGCCCGUCAUCCAGGAGACUAUCGGGCAGGUUCCCAAGGUGGCGAAGGAGUUGGCGGAGAUCCCCGAGAAGACGAGCCUCGAGGGCGUGCCCGUGGAGUGGAUCCAGAGUGGUGUGCCCGUGGAGGACAUCUUGGACGGUUGGCUCGGCCUGAACAACGGCCCGAAAGCGACCGGGAGGGUGAUCCAGCAGAUGGUCGACGUGACGGUAGAGGUGUCCCUGCCCAUGACACAAGAGGAGAUCGUCCAGGUCCAGACAGUCGUGAACCAUCACCGCCACCACCACGUCAGCGUUGAGCAGAUCGUCGAUGUCCCCGUGGAGCAGGCGCGUGAGGAGAUCGUCCACGUGCAGAAUGUGCUCCAGCAGGAGCGCGUGGUGCACGAGAUGGCGGAGCAAUUCGUCGAGGUGGCCAUCCCGACGACCGGGGAGGAGAUCGUCCACGUGCCCAAGGUGCCGACCCCGAUGGCCCAGGAGGAGAUCGUCGGGGUGCCGACCGUCGUGAACCACCACCGACACCAUCACGUGGAGGCGGAGCAGAUCGUCGACAUCCGCGUGCCCCACCAGCGCGAGGACGUCGAGGCUGCAGCCUCCAUGACGCAGGAGGAGGGGGUCCACGUGCCCAAGGUGAUCCGGCAGAAGAGGAUCAUCCACCAGCAGGUCUGGCAGGAGAUGCAGGUGCCAGUCCCGAUGACCCAGGAGGAGAUCGUGCACGCGCCGACGGUAGUGCAGCAGGAGCGCCUGCACCACGAGCACGUGGACCAGAUCGUCGACGUACUGAUAGAGCAGCAGGUGGAGGAGAUCGUGCACGUGCCCGUGACCCAGACCCAGGAAAAGAUCGUCCAGAACCCAGUGGAGCUCACCGUGGAGGUGCCACACCCGCAAGUCAUAAAGAAGACGAUCGGGAUCCCCAAGAUCCAGACCGAGGAGAAGGUCAACAGUCUGCAGACCAGGGAGGUGGUGCAGCCGGAGAUCAUCCAGACCAUCGUGCAGAGGAAGAAGCCCAUCGUCCAGGAGCAGGUCAAGCGGGGGCCCAAGAUCAUGCGCGAGUUGGAGAAGAUAGCGGAGGCGCCCCAGAUCGAGCAUGUCGACCACCACGUGCACGUCCCGGUGCAAAAGCACCGCCAUGUACCCAUGGUCAGCACCGUGCAAAAGCACGUGGACGUGCCGCAGAUGGAGAUAAUCGAGGAGGUCGUCGAGGCGCCAGUCCAGAAGCAGGUGCAGGUGCCCCAGAUCACCGUGGUUCAGAAGACAGUGGAGGUUCCCCAGAUCGAGUACGUGGACCACCACAUCCACAUACUGGUGCAGAAGCAGCGCCACUUGCCCAUGGUCCCCACGCUCCAGAAGCACGUGGACGUGCCGCAGGUCGAGAUCAUCGACAAAAGCGUGGAGGCACAAGUGCAAAAGCACGUUCAUGCGCCGAUGAUCACCAAGGUGCAGAAGCACGUGGGUGUCCCGCAUGCGGAGAUCAUCGAGAGGGUCGUAGAGGUGCCCGUGCAGAGGCAGGUGCCCGUGCCAGUGGCGUCCAAGGUGCAGAAGCACGUGGACGUGCCGCAGGUAAAGUACCAGGACGAUAUCGUGGAGGUCCCCGUGGAGCGACGGGUCCAGGUCCCCAUGGUCUGCGUCGUGCAGAAGACGGUGGAGGUGCCCCAGGUGGAGUACGUCGACCACCACGGUCACGUGCCCGUGCAGAAGCACAGGCACGUGGCGAAGGUCUGCGUGGCCCAGAAGUUCGUGGACGUCCCCCAGGUGGAGGUCGUAGACAGGGUCGUGGAUGUGCCCGUCCAGAAGCACGUGCAGGCGCCGAUGGUCACCACGGUGCAGAAGCAGCCGGACGUGCCCCAGCGCCCUGAUGGCAUCCUGUGCUCCGUCGGCGGCCAGACGGCGCUCAACUGCGGCGAGGAGGGCGUGCUGUCCAUGUACGGCGUGCGGUGGAUCACUGCGGCCGCGGAGGUCGCGGCGACGGUCGGCUGCCCGGUGCUGGCCCGGGCCGCCUUCGCCCUCGGGGGCCUCGGCAGCGGCGUCGCGGCGGACGAGGGCGAGCUGCGGCGCCUGGCGCAGGCGGCCCUGGCGAACAGCUCACAGGUCAUCGCUGACAAGAGCUUGAAGGGCUGGAAGGAGCUCGAGUACGAUGUUGUGCGCGACGCGAACAACAACGGCAUCACGGUAUGCAAUAUGAAGAACUUCGACUCGAUGGGCGUCCACACAGACGACUCGAUCGUCAUCGCCCCCUCGCAGACGCUCACGAAUGCCGAGCACUUCCGGCUGCGUGAGGGCGCCUUGAAGGUGAUGCGCCACCUGGGCGCAGUGGGGGAGUGCAACAUCCAGCACGCGGUGGACCCGCACAGCCAAGAGGUCCGCAUCGUCGAGGCCAACGCGCGCCUGUCGCGGAGCAGCGCGCUGGCAUCGAAGGCCACCGGGUACCCGCUCGCAUACGUCGCCGCGAAGUUGGCGCUGGGCGGCGACCUGGACCUGCGCAAGAGCGUCACCAGGUGCACCGCAGCCUGCCUUGAGCCGAGCCUCGACUACGUCGUGGCGAAGGUCCCUUGCUGGGACCUGCGCAAAUUCUCGACGGUGGACCCGGAG